This is a messenger RNA of Portunus trituberculatus (swimming crab), 5798 nucleotides long. RefSeq names its product zinc finger and BTB domain-containing protein 11-like. NCBI's taxonomy places the organism in Eukaryota, Metazoa, Arthropoda, Malacostraca, Decapoda, Portunidae. Bases 385 to 4077 code for a protein of 1230 amino acids. The transcript is spliced from 8 exons. The record is from RefSeq and is a predicted model, not a curated record. Gene Ontology annotation, molecular function: DNA-binding transcription repressor activity, RNA polymerase II-specific. Gene Ontology annotation, biological process: negative regulation of transcription by RNA polymerase II.
CGCCGGCCAAUAAUUCCCGCACUUCCUCCUCGGGGGUGUGUUGAGCCGCCCUCGCCAGGUACUGUGUUGAGGCUUCUAAUUGCCUUAUGCGGUGACGUUGAGACAUAAACGUGCUCAUAUGAAACACAGUACGUACGGGCACGAUACUAACGGAGCUCCCUGGGCAGUCAGUGCCUUGAAGUGUGUGGCCGAGGUCACCACAAGAUAACCUCCUGACUUUGGGAACACGGGCAAGCAUGUCGAAGGCCACACUACAAUUAUAACCACCUAAUGACUAGUAGCAUUACCUUAUGUUCUAUCUUAGAAUCAGAACACCUUGAAAUGACCUCGGGGACGGGGUGAAAGAAAGCUUGAGUGUGUUCCACAAGUUGUGGCUGAUGUACCAUGAUGGUGGACUUGGGUGGGGGAGCCAGGGAGCAUUUACAGAAUGCAAGUGCUGAGGAAUCUGAGGAACCCUUGCCCCCGAUAUCUUCAGUUGGGUAUGCUCACCCUGUGUCACGCCCUGCCUCCUGGCGGUCCACAUUCCAGGAACAGGAUACGCCUGACCCCCUCAACUUAGUGGAAUCUGUGCCACACAACCUUAUUCAAGUAAAGAGUGAUCCAGAAAACCUUAGUGGUCUAUGUAUUGGCAAUAGCAGCAGUUUGUCAGAAACUCCUGUUUCUUGUGCUGAGGCUGCUGAGGAUGCUCGAGCCAAGGGGCAGCUGCUGCAGGAAAUCACUCAUGUUGCUGAGACUUUUGAACCAUACAGCUCAUCUUUGCCACCUGGAUGUUACAGGAACUAUACUUUGUCUUCAGAUGCUCCAGCCCAUACAGACUAUAUAUUUGCAGAUACACCUCACUGGUGCUGGAGCCGCAGCUCAACAGAUGAUAAGACCCUCAGUGGGCACAAUGGUGGCAGCUUAUUUACAGGCACUGUGCCAUCCAAUGAGACUGUGAUCAACUCCUUGCAGUACAAUGUUCCACCACACCUCAUGUCAGAUGCCUUCUCAUCAUCGCUGCCACCAGUGUCUGUCAACCAGUCACCCACCUCCGUCCCGAACUGCUCACCUAUUCAGAAACCACCACCUCCACCACCACCACUUUCUGCGUUGACCUCAUCUGCACUAGAUCUCUCACCUGGUCCACCAUCAACAACACACCAGUUGCCAUCAUUGCAGCCUUCACUACUGACUCCAGCCUCAACACACAUGACAACUCUUGGCUCUGUCCCUCCCUCAACACACCAACUCCCUAAUCUCCCACCCUCUCUCAUCUCCUUAGAAAUACCCUCACAAGCACUCUCAGCCCAAGACACUCUGGAUAACACAUUAGACCUGGUGGGGGUAGAAGAGUCUGCAAGUCAUGAGAGAGUGCCAGAGUUUGAGUGUGGAGAGUGUGGGGCUGUGUUCUCACGAUUGCCUCACCUGAAGUAUCAUAUGAAGAUUCAUGGUGAAGUGGAGAAAUCUGAUAAACAAGACUUUACAACAGACUCAUCGAAUUCCAAGUUCAGAGUACAAUCAUCUGAAAAAGUAUUCCCUUGUAAGCAUUGUGGGGAAAAGUUUUCUAGAGCUGAGAAACUCAAGACUCACGAGGUGAAGCAUUCAGGCAACCGCCCAUUCCGUUGUAAUGACUGUGGUGCAGCUUUUCCUGCUAAAGCAAUGCUUAUUAGACAUAAAAAAGUUCACACGGGUGAGAAACCAUACAAAUGUGAUAUAUGCAAGACAUGCUUUACUGAGGCAGGUAGCUUGAAGGUUCAUAAGCGCCUGCACAGUGGAGAGAAACCAUUCAAGUGUGAUCAGUGUGAUGUGGCAUUCAAUGGUGCAGGGAUGCUGGCUACACAUAAGAGGAAACAUACAGGGGAGAGACCCUACAUGUGUGAUGAGUGUGGUGAGACAUUUCGGUUGUUGUCGACCUUGAAAAGUCACAGGAGGAGACACACUGGGGAGAAACCCUUUGUGUGUGAACUGUGUGGGUCAUCUUUUACACAGAGGGCAGCUAUGCAGCGACACAAGAGAAUCCACUCAGAUCAAAAGCCAUGGGAAUGUGGGCAGUGUGGAUAUAAAUUCAGGGAAAAGGAAAAUCUUAGAAAACACGUUGCUCUCCACAAAAUAAAACUACAGCAUAUGUGUGACAUUUGUGGUGCUGGAUUCAAUCAGGCCAAGAAGUUAGAGACUCACAAGAUGCUUCACAAUGGAGGGGACCGACCCUACAAAUGCAAUAAAUGCCCGUCCACUUUCACUAAUCCCAAGUAUCUGACACAGCACAAAAAGCGCGUUCAUGAUAGGAAGGGAGCAAUUAGGUGUGAAGAAUGUAAUGGGACAUUCAAAAGGAAAGAAACUCUUCGUUCUCACAUGAGGAUACACAAAGGAGAGCGGCCUUACGUGUGCGAGGAGUGUGGGGCAGCAUUCAAUCAGCGAGGAACUCUGACUAAGCACAUCAGAGUUCAUGGUAGUCAGGCUUUGAUUAAUAAUCAAGGCAAGAACAUUGAAACAAAAUCUUUUGAUCAUGAUCAAGCAGAUGCAGAUGACCAGACACCACGUGGUGAAAAGGAAGAUGGAGAGGUAGCAUUUAAUUGUUCAAUUUGUAGCCUUCACUUUCCCAGUCAGAGGGAGUUAAUACAACAUAGCAGGUCAAAUCAUUCCUCCAGCAAAAGUCUUCAAGAAAACACAGCAUCUGACCAGGAUGUUGAUGACAGUAGUGAACACAUUAGAGACAAAUAUAUUUGUGAGGACUGUAAUCAAACUUUCUUUAGAAAGCGCCAGCUGAAAGCCCACAAGAAAUACUGUCCGUGCCGAUGCCCGAGUUAUCAGGUUGACUUGCCAGAGAAGGCAGAGGUAACAAUGAUGGCGCAAAGUGAUACAAGAGAAGUUGAUGCUAUGAAGUUGCUGACUGCCGUACUGGCAGCAACCACUAACAACACAGGGGAAGUUUCUGACUUUCACAGUUCAUCUUCUAGUAAUGAAAAUCCACCCUCUGUUCCCACAAUAUCUCUACAUUCUUCUUCAUCAUCAACCAUCACCUCAAAUGUAGAGGAACACCAUGAUCGCCAUGAAUCACUUCGACUCUUUUCUGCGUGUGAUCCGUCUUAUGCAGAACACCUACAUAUUAAUUUCAAGGACAGCCAUUUGAAUCAUUCCCCACAACAUCCAUCACACUUGCCACAGUCACCUCAGCCCCCAGACAGAAUAUUGCAUCAGCCAUCUCAGGAUCACAAUCAGCUAGAUCAUUCACAUCUCUCACUGGAACACAUGUCCCAGGACCAUGUACAACACUCCUCUCACAUGCAAUCUUCAGAUCACCAUUCAAGUCACAUUCUUCUGUCACAGAGUUUUGAGCAUCUUCAUCACAAUUCUCAGCAAUCUGCCCAUCUUCAUCAGCAGCCACCACAACCUGAAGCUCAUAUUCAUGAUCCAAUGCAGGACCACACAGAGCAGGAUCACUCACACCUGAUACCAAGACAGUACACUCACCUGCAACACCCAUUAAAGGAACACAGUCACCUCUCACCACCUCCAAGACAUCAAGACUCACCACACCAAGACACAAGAACACAAAUUAUUAGUUUAAGGGAAGCCGAGGUGCCUGAGUCAUCUCAUGAUACAAAUCCUGUUCAUCAUCUCCAGCUCAAACAAAUUCAUGCACAGCCACAACCUGAUGAUCACCAGAUUGAUCUCAUUGUACAAGGACAGUUUUUCAAGACGUCAUCAUCAUCAUCACUGUCAAGCCAACAUUUGCAUCACCACCAUCUCCCCAACAGUGAAAACAGUAAUCAGAAUGUACACCUUCAAGAACAUCCUAGUCACAUUCCUUCUGACAUAAAGGACCGUGAUGAACUUGAUCACAGCUUACAUCAUCAUCAGGGCCAAGAAGAAACAGAGAAUUGUCAUUGUCAUUAUAAUCAUCACCAUAAUCAACAGUUACCACAGCACCUUAAAGAAAAUGAGGAACAAAAUGAAAGUGAUUCAAACCUGCAUCACCACCAUUGCCACCAUCACCGCCAUCGCCAUCACCAUCACCAUCACCAUCAAGGGCAGCAAAACCCGUUUUGUUCUACUUUAGAGUGUCCAAUUGAUAUAAAGAUAGAGGAUAUUAUGUAAGCUUAGUAAGGAGUAUAUAUUUUAUAUAUAAGUAUGUGAUGUACCAUGCACAAGGUUAUGCUUGUAAAUACUACACUGUAUUUUCACAUGAAUUUAUCUCAGGAAGUAAAGUCUGGAACUACAAAUAUUUUACAGUAUACUAUUUACUGUUUUAUCAAAUUACAGUGUUGAAAAUGUCACCAGAGUUAUGUGCUGUACUUUAUUAGGAAUAUGACAUUUAAGCAUGGAAAAUAUUGGAAAUGUGGAGUUGGAAAGGAAAAGUGACGAAGAGUGAAAAGUAAUAAUGGAAUAUGAGGUACAUGACAAGACAUUGGAAAGUUUGCAGUAUUGAAUAUAUUUGUGUGAUUAUCAGGAAGAUCUAAGAAAUUAAUAUCAGUGAAGGCUGACAGACAACAGAAGGAAGGUGGAAUGAUGUGAUGAUCCUAGUAAAGGAGUAUCAGGUUCCUUGAGAGAGAGAGGAUAAGGAUUAAGAAGCAAUUUUUUUUUAUCUCCACACAUUGUGGGGAAAUAAAUCAGUGAACCCAGCUGGAGGCUGCUCCACGUGCUGCACACUUGAAAGUGGACCACAGAAGGCCAUUGGUAGAUGUCUCUAGCUUCUGCUGUGUGGCUAGGCAUAGUAUCUAUAGUAAUAAACAUAAUAAUGUAAAGGUAAUUAAUUAUCAACAGUGAUAUUAGAAUUUAUUUUUGAGAAUAUGAAACUAUAUAUUUUUAUUUUAUGUAUCAAGAAAAUUAAUGUGAUAGUGAUGUAAUGAUGAUCCAAAUACAAUCAACAGAUAAUCUUCAUCCAGACCGUACUGGUAUCAUGUCUGCUGGAACAAACUGUAUAAAGCCACAAUGCAUUUGUGUUCAGAUCUUUAGUCCUGUUAAUAGUUCACGUGUUCUAAGUUGUUUGUCAUUACAUGAUUGCAUUAUUAGUGAUCACUUAGAGAAUGGUGUUAGUGAAUGCACAUUGGAUCACUAAGAUAUUCAGUAACAUGUAGCAAGAACAGUUUGCCAAAGAUAUAUUGAUAGUCUUCUUUUACAAUGCAUAAUGUCUUAGCUUUUGGUUAACAAUAUAUUGUUUUUUCUUUAUCAGAAAUCAAAGAUCUCAAACCUCAGGAGGUGCAUGAUCCUCAGAUGUUUCAGUGUCAUAUGCCAAAAAUUGUUACUUUGUUACAGUAGUGCAUGCUGAAUGACAACUGUAGUGAAACUUCAUUUCUUUUACUGCAGUUGAUUAUUUUUUAGCCACUUCAUUGUAAUACAUGAGAUGCAACAGCUUUCUUGGAUCUGCACACCCUUCACUAAUACUAUUAUUUUGUCUUUCAGGAGUCGUGAGUCCCUGUCAUUUAUUUUUCAUUAUUUUUUUAUUCAAUUUUUUAUUGACUUUUUUCAACCUAAUCCCUAACAUUUGAUUACUUUAGUUCUUUGCAUUUCAUGAGCAUGUUUCUUUCCUUUGUUGUGCAGAACAGCUAUUUCAGGAAUUAUGCCACUGUGAUAGCUUUCUACAAUAAAAGGGGCCUUCUUGUGGCACCAUGCAACCUGUGUUCAUGAGAUAGACCUUGCAGCAGUGUAGAUUGUACUUCUACAUAAACUUUAUAUCACACAUCUAUUUUUAUGUAAAUUGCAGUCAUAGUUAAAAAAUGAUUAUGUAUUAUGUUUAUUGAAGUAAUUUAAGCCAAUGUUUUUAUGGGUGAGGAUGGAGUUUUAUACAUUUUCAAUUUAAAUAAAAGAAUUUUUAAAAA